AUGGGUAAAAAUACUACAUGUGGCAUUGGAUAUGGCCUGGUCUGGAACACCUGGGGCCCUAUCCAGAACUCGGCGCGCCAGGCCUAUGGCUUCUCCAGCUGGGACAUCGCGCUGCUUGUGCUGUGGGGGCCCAUUGGCUUCCUGCCCUGCUUCGCGUUCAUGUGGCUCCUGGACAAGAGAGGACUUCGGGUGACUGUGCUUCUGACGUCGUUCCUUAUGGUUUUGGGAACUGGUCUAAGAUGCAUACCUAUAUCAGACUUAAUGCUGAAAAGACGAUUAAUCCAUGGAGGACAGAUGUUAAAUGGAUUGGCAGGUCCAACUGUAAUGAAUGCUGCACCAUUCCUCUCCACAACCUGGUUUUCUGCGGAUGAACGGGCCACUGCCACAGCAAUUGCUUCCAUGCUCAGUUAUCUGGGUGGGGCAUGUGCAUUUUUAGUUGGACCUCUUGUUGUUCCAGCUCCCAAUGGGACUUCACCUCUUCUUACUGCAGAGAGCAGCAGGGCUCAUAUUAAAGACAGCAUUGAGACUGUGUUGUAUGCAGGUAAUUUGAAGUCUUUUCCUGAUAAUACUUUAGUCUAUUCUUUGUAUACCAGAUCACCUCAAAUGAAAUAUAAAGUGUUACAUAACACAUAUUCUAAUGCCUUUUCUAAAUAUCAUACCCAGUUUGUAAAACUACACAUCAUGGUUGACUACAAACAUUUGUCAAGCAUAAUUGGUUCAGAUAGAAUUAAUAGAACAGUGUUUCUUUUCAGGUUUGCAGAUUUUAUCCGGGGUAUGCUGAAGCUAAUUCUUCUCCUCCUAUUUUCUGGGGCUACACUGUCAUCCACAUGGUUCACCCUGACCUGUUUGAACAGUAUCACACACCUGCCUUUGACUACAGUGACAUUGUAUGCCUCCUGUAUUCUCCUGGGAGUGUUCUUGAAUAGCAGUGUACCUAUAUUUUUUGAGCUUUUUGUGGAAACUGUCUACCCAGUUCCAGAAGGAAUUACUUGUGGAGUCGUCACUUUUUUAAGUAAUAUGUUCAUGGGAGUACUUUUAUUUUUUCUCACAUUUUAUCAUACAGAGUUGUCUUGGUUCAACUGGUGCCUUCCCGGGUCGUGUUUGCUCAGUCUCCUCCUCAUUCUGUGCUUCAGGGAAUCCUAUGACAGACUUUAUCUUGAUGUGGUUGUCUCAGUUUAAUAGCACAGACUCGAGGGAGUUUGAAUGGAGACUGGAAAUCAAUACUGCACACUGCAGAUUUGCUUGGAAUUGCACAUCUAACAGGAAAAAAGGAGAAGAAAGAAACUUCAUUCAGAGGUUUUGUUAGGUUACAGAUUAUUGCAUUAAUUUAACUACUACUAGGUAAUAAUAAUGUGGGACUUGAGUGGUAAUAGGGGAUUUUAAAACUCUACAAGUGGCAUACCUGUGCCCAAUUCUGGGGUUGGAAGAGUGACGUCUUACACAUUCAGCACUACCUAAGGAAUUCCCUCUGUGUUUUGUGCCAGUGCUAAACUACUGAUAAACUGUAAUUAUGAAAAGAAAAGAAGGCAUCUAUCACAUGAAGAUAACGCCUCCUGAGGUCACAUGACAGAAUAGGAAGAAAUGCCACUAACUUCUAAAGAAGUUUAAACCCUGUAUCAGAUUUUAAUGACAAAAUAGCCAACAGUAUAUCGAUAAUAGAAAUUAGCCACGUGUACACUACAUGUUUUUUCUAAUAAAAGCCAUUUCUUAUA
Molecule: messenger RNA, 1712 nt
Organism: Ictidomys tridecemlineatus (thirteen-lined ground squirrel)
Lineage: Eukaryota; Metazoa; Chordata; Mammalia; Rodentia; Sciuridae
Source: RefSeq, a predicted model, not a curated record